Messenger RNA from Racocetra persica, 210 nucleotides. Lineage: Eukaryota; Fungi; Glomeromycota; Glomeromycetes; Diversisporales; Gigasporaceae. The record is from the annotation of a GenBank genome assembly.
CCUCAGGAAAAUACUACACUUUGCAAAGAAUUACUUGACAUUUAUGAAACUGCUAAAGGCUUCGUUGUUCGACAUUCCCGUAUUUUUGGUAUAUUAGAUUUGUCUGGAGAAUAUACAAAGAUUAAGAAUCUUUUCACUAAAGAAGAUUGGACGGAAACUUUUAACGAAGCAGUUGAAUUUAAAGAUAUAAAUGAAAAAAAGGGGUUAUGA